GGGACAUCUGUAUUGUUCAAGAAUCUUGGGGGAUUGGCGGGAACUUUGGGGUAGUUUUCAGACUAGGAUUAUUUGCUAUUAAAAUCAAGACUUUUAUGUUCAGUUUUUUUUUUUUUUUUAUGUAACAUUGCAAGAAAGAAAAGGGCACUAGAUAGAUAAGUGUGAGUCUCAACAAUUAUUCUUAUAGGAGAAAAUCUGGAGAAGAGAUAUAGGUCUUCAGUUUUGAAGAAUUAGAAUUGAAAUAUGCUAUAACCACUUCAAUUUAUAAUAUGGAUCAUUUACCAGUGUCAGUGGAUCCAGAGUCAGAUAAUUCUCAAAGUAAUUUGUCAGAUGUGGCCACAGAGACGUUUGGAAACACUGCACUUAAAUUUAUUGAUGAAUACACAAGACAGAAGAAAAGACACAGGGAACUUUUCGAAAAUUUAUUUAAGAAGUAUGAGAACAUGGAAGUAUCUGGAUUAAAAAUACGUCUGGAGGACAUUCCGGAUAUAAGGAAGGAGAAAAGAAGGAAGACAAAAGGGAACAAAAAGAAGUCUUGCAGUGUAAAAAAAGAUUCAUUAGUCACAGACACGAGGAUUAAACACAAAGGAAACUCUGAGGCACAUGGAAUGACUGAAUGGCAAGCUGAAAUGGAAAGUGAAUCUGACAGUAUUACAGAUGUGCUUGAAAUGCAAGAUAUAUCUACAGUGUGUAGUAAUUCAGAUACGUUGCCUAGGCAAUAUUUUCUUGAACAACAAAUGAAAAGAUUUGGAGCUUUCAUGCAAGACGAACUCAUUGCUUGUAAUAACUUUCAGCAGUCUGAAAGGAAAAUUGAAGAAAAGCAACCCAAAGAAAGAUGCAAAGAAUCCAAAAGAAAACGGCUGCCAUUCAGAAAAGAAUCAUUCACAACACAAUUAGUAAAAAAAAAAAGCAAAUCUGCCAACAUUACAGAAGCGGAUGAAAUAUCAGUUGUAUCUACAGCUGGUUUUAACUCAGCACAAAAGAAAAACAAAUCUGCCAGCAUAUCAAAAGGGCAUGACACAUCAGAUUUAUCUGUAGGAAGUAUUAAUUCAGUUAAAAAGAAAAGCAAAUCUGCCAACAUUACAGAAGUGGCUGAAACAUCCGAUUUAUCUACAGUUGGUUUUAACUCAGCACAAAGGACAAGAAAACCUGCCAGCAUAUCAAAAGGGCAUGAAACCUCAGAGUUAUCUGUAGCAAGAAUUAAUUUAGAAUUGAAUAUGGGAAAUGAAAACUGGAAUGAAGAACAUCCUACGGGUCUAGAGUAUGAUAAUGAGGUGGUGAAAGAAACAAAAUCUAAAGAGGGGUCCCUUAUUCCAUAUGUUGUGCUUGAAAAUUACAGAAAAAAUCAAAAAUUGAAUAUGGGAAAUGAAAACUGGAAUGAAGAACAUCCUAUGGGUCUAGAGUAUGAUAAUGAGGUGGUGAAAGAAACAAAAUCUAAAGAGGGGUCCCUUAUUCCAUAUGUUGUGCUUGAAAAUUACAGAAAAAAUCAAAAAUUGAAUGUGGAUAACAGUUCCUGCAAAGAAGAUGUACUUGGUAAUCAGUCACUGAAAAAAUCGAGAUUCAAAAAAGGACAUGUUUUGUUUGCUGACCAUGUUACUAAAUCAAGUUCAAGGAAAAGUGUAAUUUCUAACACUGGUGAAAAUUUUAAAUGUGUAAAUGAUGUUGCUAAAGUAUCUGCUAAUGCCUUGGCCAAAUCUUGGAAAUCUGAAGGAUUUAAGAAACAUCUUUGGCAUGGUAUAGUACCUGUUUGUUCUUUGAGUAGAUCACCACAGACCUCUUCAAGAUCGACACUAGGCUUUGCACCAGUUAGUGCAAUGUCUCCUGUUCCUAGACUGCUCCGCCCUUUGUCUCCCCAAACUUGCUAAAUUUUCCCAACUUGAAAUCCUGCUGCCCAAUGUGGCUGUACUGGUUUCUCUUGCACUGGCUCUGGAUUUCCUACAGCAAAUCUGACAAAAGUGUAGUACCCAUUUAGUCUUUUAGGUUUCCACAGAAUUGCUACAUAUUGCGUGUUAUUUUACAUAUUACAUUUAUUUGUAACAAACCUGAAAAGUAUGCUUAAAGAAUUAAAAAUUUUUUUUUUUUUUUUUUUUUUUUUUUUUGUGUGUGUGUGUGUGUGUGUGUGUGUGUGUGUGUGUGUGUGUGUUUUGAAUCAGUCGCACAAUUCUUAGAGUGAACCUGAAAAAUGUGUAUGUAGGUGAACUUUGCUUUUUAUAAAUAAAAUUGUUUUUAUAUUUCAAA
Molecule: messenger RNA, 2238 nt
Organism: Stegodyphus dumicola
Lineage: Eukaryota; Metazoa; Arthropoda; Arachnida; Araneae; Eresidae
Source: RefSeq, a predicted model, not a curated record